AUAUAUGCAGAUGUUGUUUCGCAAGAUAAUCGCGACGAUCGCGACGACGAGCAGCUCGAAAGGAUCGUUGGAAUUUACUAACGAAGUACCAAAUUCAGUUAUGAUAAUUGAAUUAAUAUUUUCACUGUUUGAGUUGAAACUAAAAGCUGUCAGCUGGUAGUGUUUAGCUGUCUUAGACUGAAUUCAAUGAAUGGUCGCACAACAGUUCGCCUUAUUAUAUAUCGUGAUGAUGACAGGAAUGAUCGCCGCGGAAACCGCUACAUGAAUCUCUGGUGUGCGACACGCUCGACCUGAGCGGCCAGGGGCUCAAGAAGCUCAGCCGGUGUCCUUCAGAUGCUGAUAUUAACACGUUGAUCAUAGACGACAAUGAGUUGCAACGGCUUGAUAAUCUGGAUUCCUAUCACAAAAUUACAAAGCUUUCGAUAAUCAGAAACCAACUCCUACGGAUGUAUGGCGUGUCAAAGUUGCAUAAUCUCGUUACCCUCAAUUUGGCAAACAAUGGUAUACUCACGAUAGAAGGUAUCAAGGACAUGAUCAAUUUGCAGACUCUCUGUUUAGCUGGUAACAAUAUCAAGUCUAUUGAACAUCUACACACAAAUACCAAAUUGGAACACCUAGAUUUGUCUGAAAAUAGUAUCAGCCAUAUCUCAGAUAUAUCUUAUCUGAGAAAUUUAAAGGAACUUUUUUUGCAUAACAAUCGCAUAAUAACACUGCGCCAGUGUGAGCGUUAUCUACCUACAUCCUUGGAAACGUUAACAUUAGCAAAUAACAAUAUUACUGAUUUGAAUGAAAUGUCACACCUAGCUAAUCUGAAAAAUGUAGUGAAUUUCUCGAUUGCUAACAAUCCAUGUGUCACUAUGACAGGUAACAGUAUUGGAUUUGACUAUCGGCCUUUUGUUAUUAAUUGGUGUAUGAGCUUAAAGUCAAUCGAUGGUUAUGCGGUCGAUCCUCUUGAAAGCUUGAAAGCAGAGUGGCUAUAUUCUCAGGGACGAGGUAGACAAUUCCGCGUUGGUGAGCAUGCCUUACUCGCUCAAUAUCUUGCGUCCGUCUGCCCGCUCUCAGGCGAGUCCCUAGAGAACGAGACGGACCGGAAACUUAGACUUAUAUUGAGCAAAGCUCAACAUCACCAACAACAAUUGAAUCAGCAGAGCGAUACUGGAAGCUUGAGUAGCGUCACAAUGAGUCCUUCCCCAGCCGCUAGACGUAGACUUAGCCAUAACAGGACAAAUUCUCCCAGACGACCUAUGCCAAUGUUGACAUACUAUGAAGAUAAAUACUUACAAUCACAGAAAUUUUAUGAAGCAAAAUACUGUGUCUGCCAUAUUCCUUGCAAAGCUUCUUCAAGAAAUUCCAUGAAAAUGAAAUCACCAGAUCGAAUGGUAUCUAGCUGUCAUACUGAUGCUAUGGUUUCUUCAUGUCAUGGUUUAUUGAGCGGCGAUCACGAGACUCUGAUGACUCAAAGCUUAGAUCCUAAUAUGCUCUCUGGUACAUUAAGCAACAAGACGUCCAACAAUAGUUUACAGGACAUGGAGGAGACAGUUUCGAGUCCUCUGCAAGCAGCUACAAAAUUACUACCAGUACCAGAAUCUCUGAUGAGUCCAGAUUUCCGUCCACCGUCUGGUCUUUCGCGGAUUUUACUGAAAACGCCCACGUCAAGUAAAUUAAGCUCUCCCUGUCAAAUCACAAUACCUAGUAAGCCAUCCAUGGACGGCGACGGAAAGACGAUUCCAAUCAUAAACACUGCAAAUCCAAUGAUAAAAACAAAUCUAAGUGGUGUAAAAGCGAACGCGCUCGUAAAAAGUAGCUCCGCGACAAAUUGCAGUGUCAUGAAACCGGCUAUAGCGAAACCGAUCAUGCCACAUGCUAACAGUAAGAGUCCGCACAGUGUGAAGAUUAACAAUUACGUUCAGAGCAGGACCUUGCCCGUGAAAAAAAGCACGAAAAGUCCCAAUUUAGCUAGGAACAUACAGCGACCAAAAAGUGCAAGUGAAAAACUCAAGAGCAAUUUGAAUAAGGAUGAGAAAGAUGGUGACGCUGGAAUUCAGAGCAGUGACGAAGACAGUGAGGUGUGUCAAGCGAAAUUGGAUAGCAUUCGAAAUAGAGCUAUUCAGAGAAGACAAGAAGAUAGUAACAAAGAUCAAGAUCAAACGGAGAAGGCUGCUAUUUGUAUUCAAAGAAUAUGGCGAGGCUAUCAUACGAGGAAUCUUAAUAGAAAAGCCACUAGUAUAUUAAAAACGAUCGACAUGAUGAGAACGAAUAAAUACAUUCAAAAACUGUCGACAGACAUGGAAGCCACGAGAACCGCUCUCGAAAGUGAACAUAAAUUACAGUUAUUGCAGAUGCAGGCAAUCAAUGCACUGUGGAAAAAAGUAGUCAGUCUGCAACCAGGCGGCAAUCGAGAAAACACCUUCAGCGAUACGGACAAUACUUUGCAGCCGAACGCGGAUGUAGUCAGUAAUCUUGCGCAAACGUGUAAUCUGCUCCAUACUCAGGUCCAACAGCUGCAAGAUUCGAUGACCGAGAUAAAGCGUUGCAUGUCAGGUAUGAAGCCGAAGCCUGCUCUCGUCGACAACGGCGUCGCCACUCAAACGGAGAUAUCUGCCGUGCAUACACCGGCGGGCGAGGAAAAUACAUUCCCUUAUGGACGUGCUAGUAGGCCGCAAAGUUUGCCGAUACAUCAAACGAUACACGAAGGAAACGAGAAUAAGAGUUUUGCAUCGAAUUUAGUGGACAGCGUACUGAAGAAGGUGUCACAAUCCACCGACACGACGGAUGACGAAGUCAAUACAGAUAUCUUGAAUUCAAAUGAAAAUCCCGAAAUGUUAAACUCGAACGAGAAUCCUGAAGUGUUUAAGCAUUGUGAGAUAAUUGAAUCUGAUUUAAAGCAGGCGGUUGAAAACGAGACAACGAAAGACUACAAAAAUAUGAUCGAGAAAGCGACAAUGGACAGCGACGUAUGCGAAGAAGCGUUGUGUAAGGAGUUGCACAAUUUGAUCGAAACAGAAAAUGGAGCGGAUGCUUAUAAGAACUGCAUAAAUAGCGCGGUUAACGGAGACGACAAGGAAAUCUGCUAGAUUUGACUUUGACGAAACAAAUUUCUACACCAUAUGCCUUGUGAGUAACGCAGUCGUAAUAAGACAGUACGUAUAAAGUGAAAAAAAACAAAUGUUUUUAAAAAAAUGCUCAUUGUAAAUAAUAAAAGAUAAUUUUACUCGUAACGAUGUUAUAAAACAGAAUUAAAUUUUUAUUGUUUUAUUAUAAAAAAGAGAUACUUUGAUCACGAACAAUAAGCUGCCAUUAGUGGAGUUUCAUGUUCGAGGACCAUGCCUUGGUCUAUUACUAUUAUUAUUAUUAUUAUUAUUAUUAUUAUUAUUAUUAUUAGUAUUAUUAUUAUUAUGUAAAAGAGUUAGAAAAUUGGUAGAGUCAUACUUUGUUGAUGUUAAAUAUAUAUUUGGUAAAUGUUUUAAUCAAAAACAAUUAAUUCUUCCUAAAAUAUUAAAUAUAAAUUUCCUGGGAUAAUGUAAAAUUAUUCUAUUGAGAUAAGAGAGUUAUAUAGGUAAAAUAAGUGAAAUGUUUAUGGAAAAAAUUUUCUACAAUCUUUGAAAUAAAAUAUCUGCUUGUAUUGUAUCUGAUUGUAUGUACUUCCAUCAAUAAUCAGAUGGAAAAUUUUUGAAAUCUUAUGUACACAAUACACAAAUAUAAUGCAAAUGUUUCACAAAAUGUACUUUAUAAUCCAAUCAAAAGUUGUAAAAGCUCUGACAACCAUGUUAUUUAGUCACUGACAUAAUUUCGUCACUGUUACUUAUAUUCCACUGUUAUCAAUUUAUUUAACUUAAACUACAUAUAUAACCAAUUUUCUAGCUCUCGUAUAAAAUUUUUUCUGUAUUUAUUUAUCCAUCUGUGCAAAGAAGCUUUACUUUUAAUAGUAUAUUGAAGUAUUGAGAAAGAGCUAGCAUAAAUUUGAUUGAAUCUAGUCAAUAUAGAGUAGAUUUUACAUUUAGGUAUAUUGUAGAUAUUCCAGAAUUGUUAUAGAAAUACUACUCAAUGUGCGUUACGGAAAAAUAUUGCAAGACUUAUUUGAUCCUAUUACGUAUCAAACAGCACGAUUGAAAUUAUGAAAAUGUAACUAUAAACUUGGUUUUACGUGAUUAUUGACAUUUAUAAGCGAUAAGUAAUUGUUGAUUAAAUAAAUUAAUAUUCUGCGAAUAUUAUUACUACGCGAGCUUAAUAAAUUAAAAUUGUAUAUCA
Messenger RNA from Monomorium pharaonis (pharaoh ant), 4248 nucleotides. It is a transcript of the gene Cep97, whose product is annotated as centrosomal protein of 97 kDa. Gene Ontology annotation, cellular component: U2 snRNP. The transcript is spliced from 14 exons. Gene Ontology annotation, biological process: mRNA splicing, via spliceosome. The coding region runs from base 447 to 3074 and encodes 875 amino acids. NCBI's taxonomy places the organism in Eukaryota, Metazoa, Arthropoda, Insecta, Hymenoptera, Formicidae. The record is from RefSeq and is a predicted model, not a curated record. Gene Ontology annotation, molecular function: protein binding; U2 snRNA binding.